Molecule: messenger RNA, 6481 nt
Organism: Equus quagga
Lineage: Eukaryota; Metazoa; Chordata; Mammalia; Perissodactyla; Equidae
Gene: TBC1D4
Product: TBC1 domain family member 4
Exons: 21
Coding region: 382-4368 (1328 amino acids)
Source: RefSeq, a predicted model, not a curated record
GGUUCUGCGGCGGCGGCGGCGGUGGUGGCGCGGGGCCCUGGGCGCCGUCCUCUGCGCGCGCGGAGCCGCGGCGGAGGAAGGGGGAAGUUCAGCCCCUCGGCGCGCGCCCAAGAAAGGAGGAUGCCGAUGUAACCCGCCCUCUCCUGCUAUUCGGCUGCCGGGCGCUCCCUGGGUGCCCGCCGCCGGAGCCUCCGAGCCCGCCCGGGGAAGUGCCGCAUGGGGCUGGGCCGCUGAAGCGCCGAGUGCAGGGGCGCGCUGCGCCGAGGUGGGCGCAGGGGCCGGGGGUGGCAGUUGGCACAGUUUCGGCGGCGCCUUCAGCGCGGGAGUUGGGGGCGCGGCGCGCCUGCCCCGCCGCCGCGGUGCCUUCGGGAGACGAGAGUUAUGGAGCCCCCCAGCUGCAUUCAGGAUGAGCCGUUCCCGCACCCCCUAGAGCCCGAGCCGGGCGCCCCUGCGCAGCCGGGUCCCGGGAAGCCGGGCGAAAAGCGGUUCCGACUGUGGUACGUGGGAGGGUCGUGCCUGGACCGCAGGACCACGCUGCCCAUGCUGCCCUGGCUCAUGGCCGAGAUCCGUCGGCGCAGCCAGAAGCCCGAGGCGGGCGGCUGCGGGGCGCCGGCGGCCCGCGAGGUGCUCCUGGUGCUCAGCGCGCCGCUCCUGCGCUGCGUCCCCGCGCCAGGCGCCGGGGCUGCGGGGGGCGUCGGCCCCGCGGCCGCGCAGCCCAACCCGGCCGUCUUCAUCUUCGAGCACAAGGCGCAGCACAUCUCGCGCUUCAUCCACAACAGCCACGACCUCACCUACUUUGCCUACCUGAUCAAGGCGCAACCCGAUGACCCCGAGUCGCAGAUGGCCUGUCACGUUUUCCGCGCCACCGACCCCAAUCAGGUUCCUGAUGUUAUCAGCAGCAUAAGGCAGUUAUCUAAAGCUGCCAUGAAAGAGGAUGCCAAACCCAGCAAAGAUAACGAGGACGCCUUUUACAACUCUCAGAAGUUUGAAGUCUUGUACUGCGGCAAGGUGACGGUGACCCACAAGAAGGCCCCGUCCAGCCUCAUUGAUGACUGCAUCGAAAAGUUCAGCCUGCACGAACAGCAGCGCCUAAGGAUCCAGGGGGAGCAGCGCGGUGCGGAUGCCGGCGGCGAGGAGCCCGCCGUCUUCGAGGCCGAGGCGCCCGGUUCCCCCGCAGGCAUUCUGUUGGAGGAAGGGGAUGGCGUCACCAACACCCACCCUGCCUUAGCAGCCCCUGCCAGCCAGCCCGGACCGUCCAGCUCUCGAGGGUGCUUCCCUGAGCGGAUUUUGGAAGAUUCUGGCUUUGAUGAACAGCAGGAGUUCCGGUCUCGGUGCAGCAGCGUCACUGGAGUCCUGCAAAGGAAAGUUCACGAGAACAGCCAAAAACCACAGCCUCGAAGGAGACAUGCCAGCGCGCCCAGUCACGUACAGCCCUCCGAUUCGGAGAAGAACAGAACAAUGCUGUUUCAGGUUGGGCGGUUCGAGAUUAACCUUAUCAGUCCAGACACUAAAUCAGUUGUGCUUGAAAAGAAUUUUAAGGAUAUCUCUUCUUGUUCUCAGGGGAUAAAGCACGUUGAUCACUUCGGCUUUAUCUGUCGGGAGUCGCCAGAGCCUGGGCUGAGCCAGUAUAUCUGUUAUGUGUUCCAGUGUGCCAGUGAAUCUCUGGUGGAUGAGGUAAUGCUGACUCUGAAGCAGGCUUUCAGUACGGCCGCAGCCCUGCAGAGUGCCAAGACCCAGAUUAAGCUGUGCGAGACCUGCCCUAUGCACUCUUUGCAUAAGCUCUGUGAAAGGAUUGAAGGUCUCUACCCUCCGAGAGCCAAGCUGGUAAUACAGAGGCAUCUCUCAUCGCUGACAGAUAAUGAGCAAGCUGACAUCUUUGAACGAGUUCAGAAAAUGAAGCCGGUCAAUGACCAGGAAGAAAAUGAACUUGUGAUUUUACAUCUGAGGCAGCUGUGUGAAGCCAAGCAGAGGACACACAUUCACAUCGGGGAAGGCCCUUCUACUAUUUCAAAUAGUACAAUCCCGGAAAACGCGACAAGCAGUGGAAGGUUCAAACUUGACAUUCUGAAGAAUAAAGCUAAGCGAUCCUUAACUAGCUCCUUGGAAAAUAUCUUCUCAAGGGGAGCAAACAGAAUGCGAGGUCGCCUUGGAAGUAUGGACAGCUUUGAACGGUCCAACAGUCUUGCUUCGGAGAAGGAUUACUCACCAGGGGACUCUCCUCCGGGGACACCACCAGCAUCCCCACUGUCGUCAGCUUGGCAGUCGUUCCCUGAAGAGGAUUCUGACUCCCCGCAGUUUCGAAGACGGGCACACACAUUCAGCCACCCACCUUCAAGCACGAAGAGAAAGCUGAACCUACAGGAUGGGAGGACUCACGGGGUUCGCUCCCCUCUGCUGAGGCAGAGCUCCGUUGAACAAUGCAGCAUUCAUCCAUCAGUUCGGCGCAUUCACAAGGAGAGUAACUCUUCCUCCAGUCUUCCAAGUCUUCACACUUCCUUCUCUGCCCCUUCCUUCACUGCCCCCUCUUUCCUGAAAAGCUUUUACCAGAAUUCAGGUAGACUGUCCCCACAGUAUGAAAAUGACAUCAGAAGGUACCCCGACCAUAAGCAUACAGCUCAAUGGAUUAUCACAGAGUGGACACUCCAGGUCACCACCGCCCAGUCAAUAAAUGGAGCGCCGCCAGCCCCCUGCAGUGAUGGAGAGGGGAGGAAAAGGACCUCGUCUACAUGCAGCAAUGAGUCCCUAAACGUUGGAGGAACCCCCGUCACUCCUCGCCGAAUCUCCUGGCGGCAGCGCAUUUUCCUCAGGGUUGCCUCUCCCAUGAACAAAUCUCCCUCGGCAAUGCAGCAGCAGGAUGGACUGGACAGGAAUGAGCUGCUGCCACUGUCCCCUCUUGCUCCAACCAUGGAGGAGGAACCGCUGGUUAUAUUCAUGUCUGAUGAAGAUGACCCCGAAAAGGUUGAAGAAAGAAACAAGUCAGAAGAACUGAGGAGUUUGUGGAGAAAAGCAAUACACCAACAAAUCUUGUUGCUUCGGAUGGAAAAAGAAAACCAGAAACUUGAAGCAAGCAGAGAUGAACUCCAGUCCCGAAAAGUUAAAUUGGACUACGAAGAAGUUGGUGUAUGUCAGAAGGAGGUCUUAAUAACCUGGGAUAAGAAGUUGUUGAACUGCAGAUCUAAAAUCAGAUGUGAUAUAGAAGAUAUUCAUACUUCUCUUAAAGAAGGUGUUCCCAAAAGUCGACGAGGGGAAAUUUGGCAGUUCCUAGCUUUACAGUAUCGUCUAAGACACAGAUUGCCUAAUAAACAACAACCUCCUGACAUAUCCUAUAAAGAGCUUUUAAAGCAGCUCACUGCUCAGCAGCAUGCUAUUCUCGUGGAUUUAGGAAGGACCUUCCCUACUCACCCCUACUUUUCGGCGCAGCUUGGGGCGGGGCAGCUGUCGCUCUUUAACCUCUUGAAAGCCUACUCGUUGCUGGACACAGAAGUGGGUUACUGUCAGGGGAUCAGCUUUGUGGCCGGAGUCCUCCUUCUGCACAUGAGCGAAGAGCAAGCCUUUGAAAUGCUGAAAUUCCUCAUGUACGACCUGGGCUUCCGCAAGCAGUACAGACCGGACAUGAUGUCGCUACAGAUUCAGAUGUACCAGCUGUCCAGGCUCCUUCAUGACUAUCACAGAGAUCUCUACAAUCAUCUUGAAGAAAACGAGAUCAGCCCCAGUCUUUACGCUGCCCCCUGGUUCCUCACAUUGUUUGCCUCUCAGUUUCCAUUAGGAUUUGUAGCCAGAGUUUUUGAUAUUAUAUUUCUUCAGGGAACUGAAGUUAUAUUUAAGGUUGCGCUCAGCCUCCUGAGCAGCCAAGAGACGCUUAUAAUGGAGUGUGAAAACUUUGAAAAUAUUGUUGAGUUUCUUAAAAGCACGCUACCUGAUAUGAAUACAUCUGAAAUGGAAAAAAUUAUCACCCAGGUUUUUGAGAUGGAUAUUUCUAAACAGUUACACGCUUAUGAGGUGGAAUAUCACGUGCUGCAGGAUGAGCUUCAGGAAUCUUCCUAUGCCUGUGAGGAUAGCGAGCCUAUGGAGAAACUAGAGAGGGCCAAUAACCAACUGAAGAGACAAAACAUGGACCUCCUAGAAAAAUUACAGAUUGCUCAUGCUAAAAUCCAGACCUUGGAAUCCAACAUGGAAAAUCUUUUGACCAGAGAGACCAAAUUGAAGUCUUUAAUCCGGACCCUGGAACAAGAGAAAAUAGCUUAUCAAAAGACAGUGGAGCAGAUCCGGAAGCUGCUGCCAGCCGAUGCCCUCGCCAAUUGCGAAUCGCUGCUCAGAGACCUAAACUGCAACCCUAACAACAAAGCAAAGACGGGAAACAAGCCAUAACUGAAGAAGUGCCGUCUCAGCAGAAAGUGCUCUUAGAAUGCUACGGAAGGGAAGAAUCUGCAUGCUGCUGGCCCAGCGCUGGACCCUGGAGCUGACGGAACCACCUGAGUCUGGUGCUGCGCCCUCGUCCUAGCUGUGGACCUUGCUUUUCUUAGCCUACGCCAGUCCUAAGCCAUUGUACAUACGUAGACUGGUUUUUGUUGUUGUUGACUAUGUACAUAUAUAUAAGAUGGACAUAAAGGAUUCAUGCUUUGAAAUACAAGGAGUCGAUGUAUAUUAAGAGCAUUUUUUUAAAUCAAAACUUCAUGAAAUCCACACCAAAGGGAAGUUAAAAUGGAGUUCCCCUUGGACACACGUGAAAUUAUUUUGUCUUUGUAGUGAAUCAGAGCUAGAGCAUCUUUGUAUAUUGAAAUAUACUUGAAAAAAAUGAAUGUAUUUUUUUCUCCAAAGAGCAGCAUGUUUCACUCAAUAGUGGGGAAGGGGAAACAUUUGUGCAACUAUGCAUAUCUGUCUGAAAAUCUACGGACAUUGUAUAUAUAUGAGGAAGACGACUAAUUGCUAGUCAUGCUCCUAUGGGUUUUUCAGGAAAGUGGGGACGUUCCUCCCCUGCCUGCUUUGUGCCAACUAGCAUGUUGUAUCUACAUGCAUUUUGAGUCUGGAUAGGUGUUACUUUAGACGUGCAUAAGGAGAAAGCAAGACAUUGUGGUGGAGUCUACCCACCCAGCUCGAGGGGAAAGAGAAUGUUGCUAAUUUUUAGCAAAUUAGACCAGCAUUGUUACUCAAACUAAAAAUAUUAGGUGUCAGAAAUUUAAUGUGAGACCUGAAUAGUCUAGAUCAACUUUUUACCUGUUAAUCUAAAUUACUCCUGCAGUUGUGAACAGACUUCCCUUGGGGUGCCAACAAAAAGUCCAUGACAUGGAUUUGCCAUUUUCCCACCAAAAGGUGGGCACUCUUACUUAUUUCUCUCUACCUUUAAUGAAAGAUAAGGACAUGCAAUUGUGAUUGGUUUUCUAAAGAUGAUAUGCUGGGGUUUUUUGUUUUCGUUUUUUGCCAAUUGACAGAAUCUAAUAAACUCGUAAUCAUCUUCCCCUUCCAUGUGAAAAUUUAUGAGAUCUGUGAAAUGUUUAAGAACGAACUGUUGAAAUCCAUCAGAAGGGAAGGAGAAAGUGGCACCAAGCCCUUCUACAACCUAUGAUUCUGAAUUUGGACUCCCAAUUUUCUCAGCCUCCAGAUAGCUUAUUAGAAGACUUUCAUGCGUGCUGGGUGUAUGGAAGAAGAGUAACUUUCAAAGUACAUUUGCAGUUCUCCAUCUCACAGAUGAUCUUACAGUAGUGCCUCUGAAAGUUGAUGCAGCAUUUUUGCCUUUCCAGACAAUAUUUAUCAUCACUGCUUUUUGCAGUACUUAUGUGAUCACAGAUGGGUUAUCUGGGAUAAUUUUCUUCAAAGGGAGUUUGUUAUACACAAGCUAUAAUGUAUUAUAGAGUAGAAGAGUAUAGCUCUAAUCUGCUCGAUGAGCAGAUGAUAAGCAUUGAAACCCCCUUCUACACCGUUACUCAGCGUAAAUGUGAUGACUUGUUACAAAUCAGCAUGCCCUCUAAUCCAGACAGUUUCUUAAAAGAAAAUAAAGUCUUAUUAGUAAAGUUAAUGUAAUUUCUAAGUUCAAAAAAAUGCUGAUUCUAGAUACCCCAUUCACUUAGGGCCACCAACUGAUUUGUUGCUUGGAUUUCCCUAAAAUUUCUCUAUUUGUAGGCGAGGUUUUUCUUAUGAAGAGUAUGACAAAUAUCAUCUGGUUACUGUCUGGUGAUGAAAAUUACCUUAUGUGUGUGAUACACAGGUGGUAGCCAAAGAAUCUUCACGUUGGGAAAAGAAACUUUUCCUUUCAAUUGUUCAGUUUAAAGUAAAUUUUAUUCUGGAUGUUGAGUCAAUGUUAUGAGUUGUAUUACAGUGUUCAGAGAUUGAGGUGUCUUGGAUACAAUAUUUCUUUUGAAAAUGAAUUUUCUUUUUCUUUUGUGAUUUUUUAAAAUGUUCCGCUAGUUAUGCUUCAUGCAUUGUUACAUCUUCAUCCAAUCAAUGUAAUGUCUAGUUCAUUUACAGUAAAUACAUUAUUACAGUU